Messenger RNA from Corticium candelabrum, 4040 nucleotides. Its product is annotated as cullin-associated NEDD8-dissociated protein 1-like. The record is from RefSeq and is a predicted model, not a curated record. Bases 51 to 3911 code for a protein of 1286 amino acids. Lineage: Eukaryota; Metazoa; Porifera; Homoscleromorpha; Homosclerophorida; Plakinidae. Gene Ontology annotation, cellular component: nucleus. The transcript is spliced from 34 exons. Gene Ontology annotation, biological process: SCF complex assembly; protein ubiquitination.
UUGUUACUUGUAAAGUUGCAAACAGUAAUUGUAGCUAAUAAGUGUAAUUAAUGAUUACAAUCAAAUUAAACAAAAUUAAGGAUUCAACCAAUCCGCUCAUGGUUAAAAAUAUGUCUUAUCCGGGACAUUCUUCGGUUCACCAGUGUAUCUCUCUACUCGUGUGGCGUUCAACAAUGUCUCACUACCACAUAUCAUCGUUACUCGAGAAGAUGAAAUCUUCUGACAAAGAUUUUCGGUUUAUGGCAACGAAUGAUCUGAUGUCUGAGCUGCAGCGUGAUGGCAUUAAGCUUGAUGAUGAGAGUGAGCGUCAGGUUGUGCAAAUGUUGUUGAAAUUGUUGGAUGACAAGAACGGAGAAGUGCAGAAUCUCGCUGUUAAAUGUUUGGGACCUCUUAUUACUAAAGUAAAGGAUGCACAAGUUGAAGUGAUAGCAGACAGCUUGUGUCAGAACAUGGUGACUGGCAAGGAGCAGUUAAGGGACAUCUCCAGUAUUGGAUUGAAGACAGUAAUUGGUGGACUGCCGGCAUCUUCAGCAUCUUCUUUGGCAGCAAACAUUUGUCGUCGUGUGACGGGAAAGUUGACAAGCACAGUGACGAAGACGGACGUCGUCUCGGUUCAGCUUGAUGCUCUUGAAAUUCUCGGUGAUCUUUUGACAAAAUAUGGAGGUCUUUUGCAGUCUUUCCAUUCAUCUAUUCAGUCGGCACUUUUCCCUCAACUCACAAGUUCUCGAAUGGCUGUCAGAAAGAGAACCAUCAUUGCACUUAGUUCGUUGGUACACAGCUCUUCAUCUCCUUUGUUUGUGGAGUUGAUUGAUCAUUUGCUGAGUGAGUUAACACAAGACAAGAUGCGCUCAACAACAAGAACAUACAUCCAAUGUGCAGCUGCUAUUAGUCGAGCUGCUGGUCAUCGUAUGGGUGAAUAUCUUGGUAGAGUGUUUCCUCAUGUUGUGAAAUUUUGUCAAGUAGAAGAUGAUGAUGAAUUGAGAGAAUACUGUAUUCAGGCAUUUGAAGCGUUCGUGAGUCGCUGCCCGAAGGAAGUAACACCACAUGUUCCUCAAAUCAUUGAUAUUUGCUUGAAACUGAUUACAUACGAUCCUAACUACAACUACGACAGUGAUGAUGAGCAGCAAACUAUGGAGAUAGAAGACAAUCAGGAAGAAGAGGAAAGCGAUGAUGAUUAUAGUGAUGAUGAUGACAUGAGUUGGAAGGUGCGACGAGCUGCUGCUAAAUGUUUAGGUGCAGUUCUUGGUUCCCGACCAGAGUUACUUAGUGAAUUAUAUAAAACAGUGUCUCCCAAACUGAUCAGCAGAUUUAAGGAACGAGAGGAGAAUGUGAAGGCUGACAUUUUUGCUGCUUACAUUGUGUUGUUGCAGCAGACAAAGUUGUUGACGUCAAGAGCAAUGGAAGAAGAUUUGUCACAGUCAGAAGGACCAAUUGUAUAUCUGCAGUCACAGACUGCACAGAUUGUACAAUCAAUCCACAAACAAAUGAUGGAAAAGAGCAUCAAAACAAGACAAGGCUGUUUCUCUUUAUUAACUCAACUAGUCAACGUACUUCCUGGAGUAUUAGGAGACCAUUUAGGUGCCAUUGUUCCUGGUAUUCAGUUCUCAUUGAGUGAUCGCAGCUCAACUUCAAAUAUGAAGAUAGACACGCUUACGUUUCUUCACGUUCUUCUCACCAACCUUCCAUCUGCUGUUUUUCAUCCUCAUGUGGUUGAUCUAGUGCCGGUUGUUGUUACUGCGGUAGGCGAUUCAUUCUACAAAAUAACGUCUGAAGCACUUCUUGUUACACAGCAGUUAGUGCGUGUUAUCAGACCACUUGAAUCCUCAAAUUCCUUUGAUUUUAAUCCAUUUGUAAACUCACUCUACGAAAGCACGUUAGCACGCCUCAAAGCUGCAGACAUCGACCAAGAAGUGAAAGAGAGAGCAAUCGCUUGCAUGGGUCAAAUACUCACCAAUCUUGGUGACGUUUUGUCUGCUAAGUUGUUGACGUGUUUACCUAUUUUUGUUGAUCGACUAAGGAAUGAAAUCACUAGACUUGCAGCCGUUAAGGCCGUCAGCAUGAUUGCCAGCUCGCCUCUGAAGCUUAAUCUCAAGGAAAUUGUGUCGACUGCGAUCCCACUUUUGGCUUCAUUUCUACGAAAGAAUAAUCGAGCGCUUCGGCUCGCGACGCUCGAGUUGCUUCGAAUUCUUAUCAGCAAUUAUGGAUCGUUAAUGUCGAGUAACGAUUUUGAUUCUGUGAUGAAAGAGCUUCCACCAUUGAUUAGUGAAAGUGAUCUUCAUGUAUCUCAGUUGACACUCAACCUGUUGACGACUCUGGGUACAGCAAACAAGGCAUCAUUGUACAAGACACCUGAUGGUGUUCUUCCAGCUAUUCUCAAUCUCUUGAAAUCUCCUCUACUGCAAGGUGGUGCGCUGUCAGCUUUGUUGUCAUUUCUCCAUCAGCUGGUGCUGGCUGGUUUACCAGGACUUCAAUUUAAUGACAUUUUGAAGUUGCUGACUGAAACUGUUUACAAUCCAAUUCCUAUGAGUCCAACUGGGACUUCAUUUAUUGUCCACAAACAAGCGUUUCAUUCCAUUGCAAAGUGUUCCGCAGUUCUUUGUGUGGCACGUCCAGAACAAGGCAUUGCUGUUGUCACUCAGCUCAUGGCUGAAAUAAAGACACACAGAAAACACAGAUCUCCGAACAAAGAGACGCCGGAUUCAGUUCGUCUUUAUGCUCUGUUGUCUCUUGGAGAGAUCGGCAAAGACUUUGAUUUGAGUAGCCAACCAGAACUGUUGACUGUCAUAGAAGAUUCUUUUCUCCAUCCAUCAGAGGAAGUCAAAUCUGCUGCAUCUCAUGCGCUUGGAAAUGUUAGCUCAGGAAAUCUUUCUAAAUUUCUGCCGUUUAUUUUACAAGAAAUUGAAGCUCAACCGAAACGUCAGUAUCUGUUGUUGCACUCACUGAAGGAGGUCAUAACAAGACAGUCAAGUAGUAGUGCAUCUAUAGAGGCAUUCACACCUCAUGUGAACAGCAUUUGGACUCUGUUGUUCAAGCAUUGUGAAAGCAACGAAGAAGGAACUCGAAAUGUCGUAGCCGAAUGUCUCGGCAAACUCACACUCAUAAAUCCCUCCGAACUUCUUCCUCUCUUACAAUCAACGUUAACAUCCGCUUCUUCAUAUGCUCGCAGCACAGUCGUGACGGCAGUCAAGUUUACCAUUUCUGAUCAACCACAGAAGAUUGACACAAUGCUGAAGUCAUGUAUUGGACAUUUUCUUGAGACUUUGCAAGAUCCUGAUUUGAACGUUCGCCGAGUGGCUCUUGUCACGUUCAAUUCAGCGGCUCACAAUAAGCCCAUACUUGUACGAGAUCUCCUACACAAAGUGCUUCCUCAACUCUACGGCGAAACCGUUGUACGGAAAGAGUUGAUUCGUGAGGUAGAAAUGGGGCCAUUUAAGCACACAGUUGAUGAUGGAUUAGACAUCAGAAAGGCUGCGUACGAGUGUAUGUACACUUUGCUUGACUCUUGUCUUGAGCGGCUUGAUAUCUAUGAGUUCUUAAGUCACGUGGAAAAUGCAUUGAAAGAUCACUAUGACAUCAAGAUGCUGGCCUACUUGAUGUUAGCAAGAUUGUCUACGUUGGCACCACAUGCAGUUUUACAGCGUUUGGAUUCACUUAUUGCUCCCUUAUCAACGACUGUUCACAUGAAAGUGAAACCAAGUGCGGUCAAACAAGAGUUUGAAAAACAGGAUGAACUAAAGCGAUCAGCUCUCCGUGCAGUAGCAGCUCUUAUCACAAUUCCUGACAGUGAUAAAAGUCCUGCUUUGACUGAUUUUAUCGGUAACAUGAAGGCAAAUGGUGACCUGUCAGCAAUGUUCGAUGCCAUUCAAAGGGAUGUUGCAUCCAGUUCAAUGGAAACAAUGGACACUAGUUAGAUAUGCAGAAAUACUUGCUAUGACUAAAUACAUUAUGACUGCUACAUACAUAGAUUGUAACUUGUUUGUACUUUGUUUGUUUGCCUGUUUACGUAGCAGUGACGCAUAAUUGUUGUUUGUCAAAAUUGA